UUCUUAUUGGUUAUCCCUGCCACAAACUUAAGCAUUAUUUCCGAGCAGGUGAGAAGCACCAAUAGGACAGCUCUCGCGGCUUCCCGUUUCCGGAUACUUAAGAAAAGCCCGCGCGCUCCUUAGUCAGCUGCACACCUAAUAUUCUUUCAAGAUGGCAGAGAACCCACCGGAGCAUGGAGUUGAUUUGGACCAGAGCCAGUUCUGUUGUUCGGUGUGUUUGGACCUGUUCAGGGAGCCUGUCACCGUCCCCUGCGGACACAGCUACUGCAGGCGCUGCAUUGAAACCUGCUGGCAGCGCGACGAGGAGGCGGAGGGCCGAUACAGCUGCCCGCAGUGCAGAGAGGUCUUCCAGCCUCGACCUGUAUUGAGGAAAAACAUCACUCUAGCUGAGGUUGUGGGGAAGCUGAAGGUGAUGGGCACCAUGGAAACCCCUCUCUUUGUUGAGUUUACCUGUGCUGGCCCAGAUGACGUUGCCUGCGAUUUCUGCUGCGAGUCCAGAAGACACAAGGCCUCCAUGUCCUGUCUGACGUGCCUGGCGUCGUACUGCAGUUUUCACCUGGCGUCUCACUACACAGUUCCUGCGCUGGAGACGCACCAGCUGGUGUCCGUCACAGUCCCGCUGAAGGAGAAGAUGUGCAAGAAGCACAAGAAGCUGCUGGAGGUGUACUGUCAGUCUGACAAGCGCUGUAUCUGCUACCUGUGCAUAAUAGAUGAACACCGGGGACACUUCACUGUUCCAGCCUCAGCAGAACGAGCCACAGAGCAGAUUCUGCUGAAUAUGCAUCAAAUCGGUGUCCAGAGGAGUCUGCAGAAUAGAGAGAACGAGCUGAGGGAGUUGGGCAAAGCUCUGGAGGAUUUCAAGGUUUGUAGCCGGACUGCAGUGGACAACGUCGACAAGACCAUCAACAUGUUGAUUUCCUCCAUCCAAAUGAGACGCAUUUUGGCAAAGCAGAUGAUGGACAUGAGAGAGAAACUGGCGAUUGCUGAGGCUGAAAAGCUGCAACUCCAGCUACAGGAGGAGAUCACCAAGCUGCGGAAACGAAACGGUGACCUUCAGAAGCUCUCUCUCUCCAGUGACCACAUUCAUUUCAUUCAGACUUUCCCAGCUCUCUCCACUUCCUGUGAAUCUCCAGACCUGCCACCCGGUGCUGUUGUUCGCCCUCGUGAGUCAAUGGCAGCUGCAUCUCGUUUUUUAGAUGACCUGAAAGAUAAAGUGGAUGGUAUUCUGGAGGACUCCUGGUCCAACUUUUCUGCCACAGUGUCUGCUGUCAAUGUUGUGCUGCCACCUGUGCCAAAAACCAGAGAGCAGUUUUUACUCUAUGGCUGUGUCCUCACCCUUGACAUCCAAACAGCCCACAAGUGUUUGUCCAUCUCCAAAGAGCAACAGCGAGACGUUAGUGUGUCCCGCUACGCCCCCUACUAUGUUAGUCGCUCAGACAUGUUUGAGAGUGUGAAGCAGGUUCUGUGCUGCGAGGCUCUGUCAGAGCGCUGCUACUGGGAGGUCACCUGGGAAGGUUCCUUUUGCGCAGUAGCCGUGGCGUACAAAGACAUCGCAAGAUCAUCGUCUGAUUCCGAGUUUGGAUGCAAUGACAAAUCGUGGAGCUUGGAGUGCUCCAAGGAUUCCUAUGUUUUCCGACACCGUUCUCAGAAGAAAGUUUUGUCAGGCCCUCUGACCUCCUGGAUCGGUGUGUACCUGGAUUACAGGUCAGGUACUCUGGCUUUUUACAGCAUCUCUAAAGAGAUGAUGCUGCUCCACAGAGAACAGACCAUGUUCUGUAAACCCCUUUAUCCUGGCCUUGGGCUGAAGGAUGAUGUUCAAGCAAAACUGGUGAAGUUAUGGUGAGGAAGUUUUCAUGCUGAUGCAUAGCUGAGCAGCUUUUUUCUUUUUUUUUCUUUUUUUUUUUAACAUGCAAACCAACUAAAAUGCAAUGUUUGAAUAAAGUUCAAGUAAUUAAACCAA
Messenger RNA from Poecilia latipinna (sailfin molly), 1960 nucleotides. RefSeq names its product tripartite motif-containing protein 47-like. Bases 152 to 1843 code for a protein of 563 amino acids. Gene Ontology annotation, molecular function: protein binding; zinc ion binding. Lineage: Eukaryota; Metazoa; Chordata; Actinopteri; Cyprinodontiformes; Poeciliidae. The record is from RefSeq and is a predicted model, not a curated record. The transcript has 7 exons.